Opisthorchis viverrini is the source of this 1329-nucleotide messenger RNA. RefSeq lists its product as hypothetical. The record is from RefSeq and is a predicted model, not a curated record. The transcript has 3 exons. NCBI's taxonomy places the organism in Eukaryota, Metazoa, Platyhelminthes, Trematoda, Opisthorchiida, Opisthorchiidae. The coding region runs from base 1 to 1329 and encodes 442 amino acids.
AUGGCCGUAGCCACCAAGCCCAUUCCCAGGAUCGUCGCUGACCCACGCGCCUGCUGUCUCCACGUGUUUGUGAAUUUCUAUCUGGAGGAAUGGUGGACACUUAACCGCAAACUAAAGCGUGCUAGAGAGUUAGCCUUGGAACAACCACCCAAUUCGAUGAACGCACGCGACUUUCACCGUGCAGAUCAGGAGAUCGAUUCACUAGCGCACAAUGAACAACAAAAUGAGGCGGAUAAUGAAGAGGAGAAUCUGUUCCAGCCUAGUUUGGCGGACAUUUUCCGAGACUGGAUGAUUUCGACCAAUGUCCCCUUCAGUACCGUGAAUCGCCUGCUUGUAUCAUUGCAGCAUAAGCUUCCUGAACUGCCUCGAGACGCGCGGACACUGAUGAGAACACCCCGGUCAUGUCCAACUAGAGAAGUCCCCCCAGGAGAAUACAUCCACUUGGGCAUUGCGAACGGGCUUCGCCGGGUUGUGCCGAUGUACUUGCCACCCCAACCUCAUAUUAUCCAUUUACAUAUGAAUGUAGAUGGGAUGAAGCUGCACAAUAACGGUACAACCGUAAUCUGGCCUAUACUAGCACGUAUUGUGCGGCCCUUCACUAGCCCGGUAUUCCUUGUUGGGCUUUAUGGAGGAGUUCGUAAACCCGAGGACGUUUGUACAUACCUGCAUGACGUAGUGCAGGAACUGGAAGAUCUCCUGCGUCUGGGAGUUGUCGUUAAUGACCUGCAUCAUCAGGUCGUGUUGGAUGCAAUUAUUUGUGACAAACCGGCACGCUCCUUCGUCACACGAAUGAGAGCACACAAUUCCUACUAUGGUUGUGAUAAGUGCUGCAUAAAGGGACAAUACUUCCAAACGAAGAUAACGUUUCCAUAUGGGCAGCAUGUUCUGCGAACUGACAACAGUAUACGUCGGGAUACUCGAAACAGUCCGUCUCCAUUCUUUACGUUACCCAUUGAUUUCGUUCACUGCUUUCCCAUAGAUUAUAUGCACGCCGUAUGUCUCGGUGUUGUCCGUAGAUUAGUUUCCAUUUUCGUCAACGGUGAUCGACCCGUACGCAUCGGGCCUGCUGGCUUGAACAGGGUAGAUCGGAUGAUUCGGAAUAUACGUGCCCAUAUGCCCGUGGAAUUCCCGCGUAAGUGCCGGGAAAUUACACUGUACAAACAGUGGAAAGCGACUGAGUUUCGUCAGCUGCUGUUUUACAUUGGUCCCAUUGUGUUUAAGGACAUUCUUCCCCAUGAACGUUAUCAAAAUUUCAUAGAUCUAUUUAUAUCCGUGUAUUUUCUUUCUCAUCGUCGCUUUUCUGUUUCCCACAUUGAUUAUGCACGAUAA